This is a messenger RNA of Pocillopora meandrina, 5775 nucleotides long. The record is from the annotation of a GenBank genome assembly. NCBI's taxonomy places the organism in Eukaryota, Metazoa, Cnidaria, Anthozoa, Scleractinia, Pocilloporidae.
AUGGAAACAAUAAACAGGAACACGAAGAGGAACGAACUUCGCAUUUCAGAUGUUGAAGCUCACCUUAAGGUCGCCGUUUUGAGGAAAAGAGCAGGUAACGAGGGGAAACUGUCAAAGGGUAAGUAAAAUUUUAUUUGCAAGUCGAUGAUGAUUUGCCCUAAGGAAUCCGGCUUCAUCCCAUGAAAUUAGCCCGUCUCCAAUAAUUUGGGGCGAUUUAGUUUCAUCUUAACGGUACACUAAUUCACAACAUAGAUUCAAAGAAGGCAAUCUUAGUACUAAAUCCCGAUCAUUUCUAUCGGUGCUUUCCUAGAUGGAAGCUCAGCAACGCAUACACAUACCAUUCCCCAUCGAUCAAUGUGUCUACGACGGUAGUUUUGCAUGAAUGGGCAUUGUAGCAAUAACAUUUACACUAGGAGGCACCCCAAAUUCCCAAAUUUUGUAAACUGCUCAAUAGUGAGUAGAUUAUUAGACACUCAAAUUUAAUGGUUCCAUUGUCUCUAUACAAUUUCGUUCUUAGGUUUAUCAGCAGAGAAGGUACUGUAAAAGAUUAUUUGUACAUUUACGUCUAGAUUUUGCGACAAUUGCGUUAUUCUCAUUGCAAACCUUUUUCUUUUAUAGAGAGAGUAAGACAAAAGCCUAAACUCUUUGGGGCAAUAUAUGUGAUUUCCACCAAAUCAUCGCUAAAACUCUACAUUAGAUUGAACGAUGCUUCCUUCGUUUAUCAUGUAGAAAAUAAAUUAUCAAAUGGCUCGAAAAUGGUUAGACAUGUUGCCAAAACCAUCAUGGUUCAAGCAGAUAAGUGACUUGACAAAUUAUUUUGUGUCAAAAAGUUUUCAUCAAGGUAGUUUAGUCGUCUUGAUCUAGAGAUGAUUACUCUAUGAGGUUAUUAGCCACUGACCUCGGAAAAUGAAUGACAGAUAACAGGACAUAAGGUGAAAUAUGGACUGAACCAGUGGACCCUUACUCCAUUGGGCUAGUUUUUGGACCAUUUUUUGGACCAUUUAUGUGGACCAAUUUUUAGACCCUUUUUUGGUUCAAUUUUUGAACCGCUUAAUCACGGGGGAGGCAGACCAUUAGUACUUAGGGAGGGUUGGGAUGCAGUCUAUCAGUACUCAGGGAGGGGUGCAGGUGGUAGACAGACUUUUUCUACUAAGAGAGGGGUGGAAGACGAACUAUUAGUACGCAGGGAGGGGUGGGAGGUUGCUGAGGUAGUAGAUGCUACUGAUUAAUGGAGUUUUUACUGGAUCAUACAAAUUAUUUGAGCAGUUUUUCGACUGACUAUUUUUAUGUCAAAACUUUUGCGCUGGACCAUAACGUUUCUUUUUUUUUUCGCGCGAAUACGAAACUAGCACCUAAACACUGGAUUAUCAUUGUUAUUGAAAAUAUCGCCAAUUCCCGUUCUCGAAUCGACUCAUUUUAUCCAACUUUAAAAUUUGAUUAAAUCACGCUGAAUCAUUUCCCCAAAAAAAUUCUUCGGAGAUUGAAAAGAACUAAAAUUCACCUUGCAAAAGCCGGAUUUUCAGUCAAUCAUUUUGUGAAGCACAUAGUUAAAUAGCGGGUUACUUUUGACCUAUUUUUUAACUAAUUAGAAGUAGGUCGGAUAAAUUCAAUUAGAUUGUGUAAAUAGAUGGUAAGGUUGCUGUCAACCUAUGUUUUGAUGUUGUUCUCAAAAUUUGAUAUUUUUUAAUCAAACAAGGUGUAACUGUUUCCAAGAAAGACAAGCAUCUAAUUUCUCCUGAAUUUCACCCCUGAAUCAAGCAUUAUGGUCAUGAGAAUAGAGGAAAUAAAUACCAAAUAAAGAACCUUUUGAUUGUUCAACUAAUUCUCCUUGUCACCGUCUUAGUAAAUGUAUGGAGAAUUUGCAUACUGAUUUCAGAAUAUAAAUGGCUAAUAUUUUUAUAUCUGUAAUAUACAGAUUUUGAAAGCGGAAUGGAAACACAUAAUGUGGAUUAUCACCAAAGACAGAAAAGAAAUGCUGCUUUGAGUCCAACGCCAGCAACCAUAACUUUACAACAAAUCCGCCAAGAAAUAAAUAACAAGUUCAAUGAAGUUUGUAACUCCUCAGACAGAAUAUGCCAGGCAGGACCUCCGGGACCGCCAGGAGCCCCUGGGUAUCCCGGAUAUAACGGAGAAAAAGGGGCCCCUGGAAGUAAAGGACCACCAGGUCCAUGGGGGCCCACUGGGGUUCCAGGCGAAAGUGGUGUUAGAGGACCAGUGGGACCUCAAGGAGAAAAGGGUGAAAAAGGUGACAAAGGGCCCGUUGGAGCUCGUGGUAUUAGAGGAGAGACUGGAGAGAAGGGUCGUCAAGGACAAAAAGGAUCUAUUGGCUUAAAAGGGAACACAGGGGACAGAGGAUUGGUUGGUAUUCAGGGACCUACCAGAGAAUGUGUUGUUCCACCGGAGAUCAGUGUGUAUCCAGCAUCUCAGGAAGUCUUUAUCAAUGAGACAGCAAUAUUUUUCUGUUGGGUUCAAGGCCAGACGUCGUCCAAAAUAACAUGGCGUAGACUUGGAGGUACUCUAUCUGAUGCUACCGUGGAAGAUGGUGCGCUUCGAAUCAACAGCGUAAAAAGGUCACAUGUGGGGUCGUAUAUGUGUUCAGCUAACACUGGUCUCAGAAAUCUAACGGGUUUCAGCACUUUACAAGUAAAAGGUAUGGAUAUCACUCCCUCAUUUUUCUGAUUUUUUUAAUAUUUGUUUCUUUAACACCAGUGUAGACUGCCACUUGUAAAUGAACUACACAUUUUUGUCCUUCCACAGUGGGCCGUCGACAUUGAGUGUGUUCAGAUAGCAAUUUAGCACCUUUAAUAUCGAUCACGGGAAAAGUUAUGUCUACUUGAUAAUGUUAAAAAGUAUAAUAGGUUUUAGUUGUAUAUUCUUGCUAUUUUCAACGCUAAAGGUUUUCUCCGAUGUUACCAAAAGUUGCUAUUGCUGACGGUUGCUAUUGAUCACAUGAUGUUGUUUAUUACAUGUCGGUUUUUGAAUCUAUUUUACUCUACCUUCAGAGCCACCAACAUUUGUCAAGAAACUACCAUCUUUGGUCAUUGUAGAUGAAGGCUCCGUUUUAAGUCUCUGUUGCGAGGCUGUGGGCUCUCCUCCUCCUAACGUGGAAUGGUCACGCGCUCGUCAGGUGCACUCCGCUGAUACGUCAUUGGCUUUCGAGGAACAAGGCUGCCUCGAAUACAACCUUGUUGGGUUCAACAGCAACGGGACAUAUGUCUGCCGCGCAAGAAACCGCUUCGGACUGGCAGAAACAACAACGACAGUAGUCGUCAAGACAAAAGGUGUCUUUAAAUCAAUAAUAUGACUUGCCAUCAUUCCAGUUAUCAAAUACUCAUUGCAUACCAAUCCAGAGACCAAUUCUGUCAUGACAGUAACACCAAUAGCCUACUUAAAUUAACAAAAACUGUACAGAAUUCCAAAAAUACAAACACUUGUUACAUGGUUAAGCAUCUCGGAGCGCUCUUUUCAAUAAUCAAAGAUUUAUAAGAGCGUCGUUAAAACUGACUGGGGUCACGUCCCUGAUUGUCAUGAUCUCCGACAAUAUCUUGCACGUGAGACUCAAAAUGAUGAUUAUAAUACAUGAAUAGGUGGGUCAAUAACACCAAUAAACAAACAAACAACUACAUGCCCUAGUUCCUGGCCUAUCCCGUGAGUAACUAGCCGGUAUCUUCGUCGAAAUGUGAAAAAUCCUAAGUUUAAGACAUUUGUCGUGAUAUUGCCUACAUUCAGGCUAGCGGUUAUCUCAUUACUAACAUCUAGGCGACCGUAUAAAAAAAUUGGCAUCCAACAAUUUUUCACUGUCGGUGUGAUUUAGGUUUUUCGUUUAGUUCUGUUCUGUGUGCUUUCUUGUUCUUGUGUGUUCUUAUGCCUCCCUUUCUAGAUCGAGAACCACAAAAACAUGUUGAUAUCUUCGUAAAUAUUUCCUCCCUUUUCUUAUUCAUUAUCCAUGCCUUCUUUUUAUCAACUUUCAGUACAUUCUUGUGAAGAAGUUUCAAAGAAAAUAAUGGAGAGACGUCCCGGAAGCUUCGAGCUUCUCGCGGUCAAUUUUCGAUAUAAAGUAAGUCUAGAGCCUUUAUUUCUCUUUCAGAAUAAAUACUUCCAAAGGUUCUUAAUAGUAGCAGGCAAGUCAAGAAUUUGAAGAAAACGACAAAACUUUUAAGUUUGUAAAACAUGUUUGGACAGAAACUUCUGUCAUUUUCAGUUAAUUAAUGUACAAAGCGUUGGAAGUUGAAUUUAUAGUGAGUAGAAAAUGCUAAUUAUGAUAAAUGCCGACAACAAGAAAGAGGCAAAGCAUGAAAGUGUGAGGGUUAAAAGGAUAGUUUUAAAUUUACAUGGUGUGAUUGUUGAUUCGAAGAGGGUUGUAUAUGAAUAGCCUCUUUUAUCUUAAGUUGAAACUAUCCUAUCAAUUCUCACACUUUCAAGCUUUGCCUCUUUCUUUAAAGACGAUCGCGUAGAUAAAACAAUUUUUGUUACUUUUCCUGUCCUUGGUUUGUUUUGUUGUUUGUUUUUGUUUUGUUCGGUGUUGAAUUUUUCUGUUGUGUUCUCUGUUUUUUCCUCUCCGGAUGAGAACUUUUUUAAGCCAAAUAAAGAGUUCAAUGUAGUUCGACUUUUCUUUCAGCCUUACUGACAGUAUAAACUUUAAUAAAAAAAUGUUAAUAGUCGCCAUCUUAGCAUCACCCAGGAAUCCAAAGAUUAUAAAAUAUUUUUCCGUCGAGAACAUUUCCUAGCACAUACCAGCAAGAAAGCACGCAUUUUUCAAUAGGUUGCACCUAUUUACAUCUUCCAGUCAAAAAUUCAGUCGCGAUGGCAAUUAAAAAAUUACACAUUUGAAUUUAAAAGAGACUCUUGGUGAGAGAAAAACCUUUCCUGAUGUGAAGAGGUGCCUUCUCACUUUCAUUCUCACCUCUCCUAUCCCACCCCUCCUUCUCACUGAGUGCAAGAGUUACGACUAGAUCCCAAGCCUCCCGGUGAAUAUUUCAAUUUUUUAUCUUAUGGUUUUAAAGCUGUUAGAGUACUUCAUAUCUAUCAAGGUAUUUUAUCAAUUCCUCACCAUCUUAUAACCAAAAUAAUAAAUGCCCUGCUUUUGAUUGUAAUAUAUUUGCAAUGUACUUUUAGGUCUAUUGUGAUAUCACAGUAAGUCUUGAAGGAUGGACCCUUAUCGCUCGAUUCUCAAACAGCGAUGGCAAGAAUUGGAUGCGUGACGAUGGUAGAUGGUGGUAUGACCAGCAAGCUGCCGAUGGAACAACAAAUGAUCCAUCAGUAAACGCUGAUAUGAUCUCACCAGCAUUUUGGUUGGUCAGAGGAAGCGAAUUUAAGAUCACGCGCAGUGACGACCCCAGCCACACCCCUCUGUUACAGACCACAGGUAACUGUUUGGGUGGACAAACAUUCCGAUCUAAAAUCACAAGUUAUGGCGACUUUAGAAAUGGCAAGGCCUGGGCCAGUGAUCGGUGUCUGGGAAGUUGUACGGUUCAAUAUGGCGGACAGUACCAGUCAACAGACGGGUUUCAACACGCUUAUUGCAGUGGAAGCAUCCAAAGCGAUGACAAGAUCGGCUUCUGGUGUGACUGGGAUAUUGGGGAUGGAGCAGUCAUGAUGAUUGGUGGAGGAGGAAGUAGCUGUGCACGUGCUGAUCAUGGGAUUGGGAUCACAGAAACUGGCGCAGCUUCUUUCGUUGAAGUAGGUCGUAGUGAAACUGAAUAUGACUUUGGUUAUGAUGCUGAAACGAAAACCGCUCCAUCCCUGUCCUACUCGUUGAACUUAUGGAUCCGUUAA